Oryctolagus cuniculus (rabbit) is the source of this 923-nucleotide messenger RNA. NCBI's taxonomy places the organism in Eukaryota, Metazoa, Chordata, Mammalia, Lagomorpha, Leporidae. The record is from RefSeq and is a predicted model, not a curated record.
CUUCUGUGUAGAGAUGGCACCUGGUGACCUCAAUCGCCCCCUCAUGUUUUUUGGGGGGAGCUGUGGGUUGAUGCCUGUGACACCCCCCACCUCGCAGUGCUCGCAUGCGGGGCGGGCUCUCGGCAAAGGCACAAGAUCUUCCUUCUUCCACAUCUUUCUCCAGCUUCUCGCCCACCCUCACCUCUCCAGGGCUCAGCCUGCUGCUGCUGUCCUUGCUCCUGGUGCGAGCCGGCGUCUGGGGAUUCCCAAGGCCCCCGCAGAGCCCGCAGGAGCUGCGCAGGGAGUUCACGGUCAGCUUGCACCUCGCCAGGAAGCUGCUGUCUGAGGUUCGAGGCCAAGCGCACCGCUUUGCUGAAGCUCACCUGCCGGGGGUGAACUUGGACCUCCUGCCCUUGGGGGAGCAGUUCCCCAACGUGUCCUUGACCUUCCAGGUCUGGCGCCAGCUCUCUGACUCAGAACGACUCUGCUUCCUCUCCGCGGCGCUCCGGCCCUUCCGCGGCCUGCUGGGGGAGCUGGGGAGCCAGGCAGGCUGGAGCGGCUCCGAGAGGAUGCGGCUGUGGGCCGCGAGGCUGGACCUCCGGGACCUCCAGCGACACCUCCACUUCCAGGUGCUGGCCGCAGGAUGCGACCUCCCCGAGCAAGAGGAAAGGGAAGAGGGGAAGGGGCUGCUCCCAGGGGCUCCAGGCGGCCCCUCCCCAGCGUGGGCCCAGCUGUCCUGGCCCCAGCUCCUCUACAACUACCAGCUGCUGCACUCCCUGGAGCUCGUGCUGUCGCGGGCUGUGCGGGAUUUGCUGCUGCUAUCCAAAGCCGGGCACCCUGUCCAGGCCUUGGGGCUCCCACCACCCAGCCCCAGCCCUGACCAAGGCACUUCCGAGCCCGUGCCCCUCACCUUUUAGGGCUGGAAUCAUGGCCAACGGGACAGG